UACAAGGGACAAAUUUAUGUUACUGGACAAAAAUUUAAAGACGAUUGUAAUGAUUGUGAAUGUAAAGAUGAUGGAAACGUAAAAUGUGAUCAGAAUCCAUGUCGAUGUACUUACAAGUAUAAGGUUUAUGAAUUCGGAGCACAGUUCAAAGAUGGCUGUGAAACUUGUACUUGUAAAACAAACGGUAAUGUGAAAUGUAUAAGAGACAGCUGUCAAUGCACAUACAAGGGACAAAUUUAUGUUACUGGACAAGAAUUUAAAGACGAUUGCAAUGAUUGUGAAUGUAAAGAUGAUGGAAACGUAAAAUGUGAUCAGAUUCCAUGUCCAUGUACUUACAAAAAUAUGGUCUAUGCAAUCGGAGCACAGUUCAAAGAUGGCUGCGGAUCGUGUACUUGUAAAACUAAUGGUAAUGUUGAUUGUAUAAGGGACAACUGUCGAUGCACAUAUAAAGGACAAAUAUACGUAAGUGGACAAAAAUUUAAAGACGAUUGUAAUGAUUGUGAAUGUAAAGAUGAUGGAAGCGUAAAAUGUGAUCAGAAUCCAUGUCGAUGUACUUACAAAAAUAUGAUCUAUGCAAUCGGAGCACAGUUCAAAGAUGGCUGCGGAUCGUGUACUUGUAAAACUAAUGGUAAUGUUGAUUGUAUAAGGGACAACUGUCAAUGCACACACAAAGGACAAAUAUACAUAAUUGGUCAAAAAUUUAAAGACGAUUGUAAUGAUUGUGAAUGUAAAGAUGAUGGAAACGUAAAAUGUGAUCAGAUUCCCUGUCGAUGUACUUACAAAAAUAUGGUUUAUGCAAUCGGAGCACAGUUCAAAGAUGGCUGCGGAUCUUGUACCUGUAAAACUAAUGGUAAUGUUGAUUGUAUAAGGGACAGCUGUCAAUGCACAUACAAAGGAAAAACAUAUGAUGUUGGGCAAACUUUUAAUGAUGUAUGCAAUCAAUGUGUAUGCUUAGGUGGUUACAACAUACGUUGUACUCAAAAUACAUGCAGAUGCUUUUAUAAAAAUCGGGAAUAUAAUUAUGGGAUGCAGUUUAAAGAUGACUGCAAUACAUGCACAUGCAAGACUAACGGGGUUGUCACCUGUUCAAAAAAUGAUUGCUUCUGCACAUAUAAAGGAAAGCGUUUUUUGCAUAAUCAAGUAUUUAAUGAUGAUUGUAACCAAUGCGUAUGCUUAGAUAAUUAUGUAAUGCAUUGCACCAGAAAUAAGUGUAACUGUACGUACAAAAAUGUGGUUUACAAAAUCGGAGAAGAGUUUAGAGACGGCUGUAGCAUUUGUACUUGUAAAACUAAUGGCAUUCUUGAUUGUUCAAAGAACGGCUGUCAAUGCACAUACAAAGGGAAAACUUAUGUAACUGGACAGAAAUUUAAAGACGAUUGUAAUGAAUGCGAAUGUAAAGAUGGUGGAAAUGUAAAAUGUGAUCAGAAUCCAUGUCGCUGUACUUACAAAAAUAUGGUUUAUGCAAUCGGAACACAGUUCAAAGAUGGCUGCGGAACUUGUACUUGUAAAACUAAUGGUAAUGUUGAUUGUAUAAGGGACAACUGUCGAUGCGCUUAUAAAGGACAAAUAUACAUAACUGGACAAAAAUUUAAAGACGAUUGCAAUAAUUGUGAAUGUAAAGAUGAUGGAAAUGUAAAAUGUGAUCAGAAUCCAUGUCGAUGUACUUACAAAAAUAUGGUCUAUGCAAUCGGAGCACAGUUCAAAGAUGGCUGCGGAUCUUGUACCUGUAAAACUAAUGGUAAUGUUGAUUGUAUAAGGGACAGCUGUCAAUGCACAUAUAAAGGACAAAUAUACGUAAUUGGUCAAAAAUUUAAAGACGAUUGCAAUGAUUGUGAAUGUAAAGAUGAUGGAACUGUAAAAUGUGAUCAGAAUCCAUGUCAAUGUACUUACAAAAAUAUGAUCUAUGCAAUCGGAGCACAGUUCAAAGAUGGCUGCGGAUCGUGUACUUGUAAAACUAAUGGUAAUGUUGAUUGUAUAAGGGACAACUGUCAAUGCACAUAUAAAGGACAAAUAUACGUAAUUGGUCAAAAAUUUAAAGACGAUUGUAAUGAUUGUGAAUGUAAAGAUGAUGGAAACGUAAAAUGUGAUCAGAAUCCAUGUCGAUGUACUUACAAGUAUAAGGUUUAUGAAUUCGGAGCACAGUUCAAAGAUGGCUGUGAAACUUGUACUUGUAAAACAAACGGUAAUGUGAAAUGUAUAAGGGACAACUGUCAAUGCACAUACAAGGGACAAAUUUAUGUUACUGGACAAAAAUUUAAAGACGAUUGUAAUGAUUGUGAAUGUAAAGAUGAUGGAAACGUAAAAUGUGAUCAGAAUCCAUGUCGAUGUACUUACAAGUAUAAGGUUUAUGAAUUCGGAGCACAGUUCAAAGAUGGCUGUGAAACUUGUACUUGUAAAACAAACGGUAAUGUGAAAUGUAUAAGGGACAACUGUCAAUGCACAUAUAAGGGACAAAUUUAUGUUACUGGACAAAAAUUUAAAGACGAUUGCAAUGAUUGUGAAUGUAAAGAUGAUGGAAACGUAAAAUGUGAUCAGAUUCCAUGCCGAUGUACUUACAAAGAUAUGGUUUAUGCAAUCGGAGCACAGUUCAAAGAUGGCUGCGAGUUUUGUACCUGUAAAACUAAUGGUAAUGUUGAUUGUAUAAGGGACAACUGUCGAUGCACAUACAAAGGACAAAUUUAUGCUACCGGGCAAGAGUUUGACGAUGGUUGUAAGAAAUGUAAAUGUUCAAUCGGAGGUUUUGUAAAGUGUUCGAAUGCAUCAUGUACGUGUAGUUUCAAUGGACUGUUGUACCAGCCAGGGCAGUCCUUUCAAUACGGUUGCAAUACUUGCAGAUGUAGCACCGUCGGUUCUGUAAGUUGCUCGCAGCUGCAGUGUCAGAACUGCAUAUAUAAAAAUAAAACUUAUGAUUUCGGUGCAGUUUUUUAUGAUGCCUGCAAUAGAUGUAACUGUUCUAUUGAUGGUACCGUGGAUUGUGAGAAGAAAUUAUGCCCAGUAAAUUGCACGCAUAACGGUAAAUCGUAUUCCAUCGGUGAUACAUUUCAAGUUUCCUGCAACACCUGUAAGUGUGCACCGUCGGGUAUUGCAGUUUGUACGCGGAAAGCCUGCCCCUCGGUGUGCCAGUAUUAUGGAAAAUCCCACAACCACGGAGACAUGUUUGCUUCACGAGACAAAUGUAAUAUUUGUUUUUGUAAUAAUGGUAUUACCCAUUGUACGAGACGUGUUUGUUAUCAUUAGAUUGAAUGGUACGGAAGAGAAAACUUAUUUUUGAGAAGGAAUUUUUAAAAACAAAACGGUGUAUACAUUUUGAAAAAGAUAUUUUCGUUCAUUUAUUUAAUACCAUAAUCAAUAUUUUUAGAAUGUAUGUCGGCUAAAUAAAAACUAUUUAUUUUCAAAG
This is a messenger RNA of Octopus bimaculoides (California two-spot octopus), 3397 nucleotides long. RefSeq lists its product as uncharacterized. Gene Ontology annotation, molecular function: protein binding; peptidase inhibitor activity. The record is from RefSeq and is a predicted model, not a curated record. Gene Ontology annotation, cellular component: extracellular region. Lineage: Eukaryota; Metazoa; Mollusca; Cephalopoda; Octopoda; Octopodidae.